This is a messenger RNA of Mercenaria mercenaria, 1651 nucleotides long. RefSeq lists its product as uncharacterized. Lineage: Eukaryota; Metazoa; Mollusca; Bivalvia; Venerida; Veneridae. The transcript is spliced from 6 exons. The coding region runs from base 183 to 1211 and encodes 342 amino acids. The record is from RefSeq and is a predicted model, not a curated record.
AGAGGAAGUAUAUUAAUUACUACUGUAAGAAUUUCAGAAAUAUUAAAUUGAUUUUAUAAUGAAGUAUUUCAACAUAGAAACUAAUCUUUAGUUGGACCUUUUCCUUUGCAUACAACCAAGCAUAUUUGGUAAAGGGUGGUGUUACAUCUCUGUGCUGCAAAUAUAAUUUACUCAGCGCGAUUAUGUCAAAUCUGGGAGAAUCUUAUGAAAUAAGUAAGGUUGCAGACUACCUGCUAACUUUAAAGAGAAAAAACGAAAAUGACGAGGAUCUAGAUACUGCUAUAAAGGCACACAACUAUUUCAUGGAAUCUUUCCGGAGCUAUAAAGCAUUUUAUGAACUCCAUCAAAGUUCAGAUUUAGAGACACAUCAAGGUCAACUAGAACGUCAAGGUUCAAAGGAUGCCCCAAAUGUUCAAAACAAACUAAAGAAACAGAUUGAAGACCUGAAGUUCGAAAAAGAGACCAUGCGGAAACAUAUUGACGAACUUAAAACUAGAUUGAGCACAUUCACUGGUCGCAAAAUGGUAGAAGGUAAUCCAGAUAUUGCGGUUUUAAGUGAUCCAUUUAGACCAACACAGCUGGCAGAACAGUUCAGAGAGAUUUAUGAUGAAGAAUGGACACAUGCCUUUGAAGAAUUGGAUAUGGUAUCACACGACGAAGGCAAAAUCAUAGACGUAAUCACUGGUCUCAUAAAGGAAAUCGAGAAGUUGUGUUCAUACACCAGCACACAACAAAUCUUGGCGAUGGAAAAGUCAUGUACAGAAGAAAUAGUUAAUCCAAAAGUUGCUAUUCAAAAGCAUCAAGGCAGCUUGAAGGGAAAGACGCCGUCAGAAAUGAACAGCUCCCAGAAGGAUACUACAAACAAAAUGAUUCAUGAUCUAAGAAAGUCAAUGGGAGCACUGUCCGUCAGACCACUGAUUCAGAUAUUUGAGGAGAAGUGGAUGAAACCAAUGAGGCAGGAUAAGAAAUUGCCAUCCACUUCAAAGGACACUGACAAAUUUGUGGAAAAAGCAUUUGGGAUUAUCUGGCUGAUGAAAAUUCAAAAUCCACAUAUGGAGUUUAAAUGGCAAAGGAGAGAUGAAACAAUCGACAGAGAGAGGUUCAUUUUUUAUACAAAGAGAGGGGACAAAGUUGGUCAAACUGUAUGGCCAGCUGUCCUACUCCAUGAAGAUGGGCCGCUAAUGUCGAAGGGUCUUGUGCAAGCUAAAUAAAAUGUUCGUUUCUUGCAAAAGUACCUUGAAAAGUAAAAUAUAUAAUCAUGAGAAGUUUAUGCAUAUAUCCUACUCUGAAGAAAACAUAUACCAAAUUAACGUUGAAAUGUGCUACGAAACUAUUUAAUCACCAUACGCAACACUUAAUACAGAACGUUGUAGCAGUGAAUAUCAAAUGAAUUUUCAAUUUUAUAUUUCACUCACCAUGAGUAAGGGAUAUGUUCUUAUAGUGAUUUUAGAAAUAUUCAGCGUAUGUUGUGCAGACCACAUUGUAAACUCGUGACACUGGAUUUAGGUUUAGAUUUUACAUUUUCACUUGUUUCUGUGAAAGUUUUUUGAUGUCACAAUGACACAAAACUAAUUUACUCUAUCUAUUGUUUUGUUUAUAAAAAUUAUAUGACAACAUUGUAUACAUAAUAAUAAAGUUUUAUUGAUGUGCA